CUUGCCCAUCUUCUGCUUUCUUUCUAACUCCGCACUUUCCCUCUCAUUCUCUCUCUCUCUCGACUCUCAUGGAAAUCUCGCCCUUCCCCGUGACUCCGCCUCCCACCUGAACCUUCCACCAUUAAAAGUAAAUUCCCCAAAAAAUCGCUCCUACCAGAAAAUUUUCAAAAAAUUUCCCACCACCAGACCCUAUUUCAUCAUCAUCAUCAUCUCUGACCGUCUGUCUCCUCCUACUCCUAAUGAUCUUCCACCUUGUAGUAUUUUGUCACCAUGCUAUCCCCUCAGGCCCUCCGUAACGGCGAGACCCCCUCCCCUCACCGCCGUAUCCCGACCUCCGCCACCCAUCAAUUCCACUCCACAGUUUCCGAACAGAAGCUCCGCCGCUUCAACUCACUGAUCCUCGUCUUUCGCCUCGCCGCCUUUUGCUUCUCCCUAGCCUCCUCUAUCUUCAUGCUCACCAACUCCCGUGGUUCCUCUUCCCCGCAUUGGUACGAUUUCGACGCCUUCAGAUUCGUGUUCGCAGCGAAUGCCAUCGUGGCCGUGUACUCUCUAUUCGAAAUGGUAGUCUCUGUUUGGGAGAUCUCCAGAGGCUCCACUCUCUUACCCGAAAUCCUACAGGUCUGGUUCGACUUCGGCCACGACCAGGUCUUCGCGUACCUGCUACUGUCGGCGAACUCGGCGGGAACAGCGUUGGCAAAAGCACUGAGACGGACGGACACGUGUACGGCCACGAGCGCGUUCUGCAUCCAGUCGGACAUCUCGAUCGCCCUGGGAUUCGCCGGAUUCCUGUUCCUAGGGUUUUCAUCCCUGCUCUCGGGAUUUCGCGUCGUCAGUUUCAUAAUCAACGGCUCUCGUGUUCAUCUUUGAACGGAGAGGAUAAGAUACGGCAAUAUUUGUGUGUAUCGGGAUGUUGUUUUUUUUAUCGUGUACCGUAUUACAUUACUAUUUGAUUGAUAUAAGAUGCGUCCUAUGAUUUUGAGGUCUGU
Molecule: messenger RNA, 986 nt
Organism: Carya illinoinensis
Lineage: Eukaryota; Viridiplantae; Streptophyta; Magnoliopsida; Fagales; Juglandaceae
Product: CASP-like protein 4C1
Exons: 3
Coding region: 271-867 (198 amino acids)
Source: RefSeq, a predicted model, not a curated record